UUGAAAAUGUAUAUGUAUAUGUAUAUGUAUAUAGUAAAAAUCUGUAAGCAUAUUUGAUUCCGAUUACAAUGGCAGUUCUCAACUAUUCUUCCCCUUCACCUCCUUCUCUGAUCUCCUCUUUCAAGAACUCGACAUCGAUUUCACACUUAUUUACCGUCCCUGCCACUCGCCGCCGGAGUUUUCCCUCUUUCCGGAUAAAAAGCAGCCUCGCCGUCGAAUCUCCGGCAGCUUCCGGCACCAGCAACGGCGGAGAAUCACCCAAGAUUUUGUUGCAAGUGAAAGACUUGACUGCAGUUAUAGCUCAAACUGAACAACCCAUUUUGAAAGGAGUCAAUCUUUGUAUCUAUGAAGGAGAGGUUCAUGCUGUGAUGGGGAAGAAUGGUUCUGGGAAGAGCACUUUUGCCAAGGUUCUUGUUGGCCAUAAAGAUUAUGAAGUUACCGGGGGUAGCAUCGUGUUUAAAGGAGAGAACUUGCUUGACAUGGAGCCGGAGGACAGGUCAAUUGCGGGGCUUUUUAUGAGCUUUCAAUCCCCAGUUGAAAUUCCAGGAGUGAGCAAUAUUGAUUUUCUCUUAAUGGCAUAUAAUGCGCGUAGAAGAAAGCUGGGAUUGCCAGAGUAUAGUCCUAUUGAGUUCUAUGCAUACAUCAUGCCAAAGCUUGAAGUUGUGAACAUAAAGCCAGAUUUCUUGAACAGAAAUGUGAAUGAAGGAUUUAGUGGUGGUGAAAAGAAGCGUAACGAGAUUCUACAACUUGCGGUCCUGGGAGCAGAAUUGUCCAUUUUAGAUGAGAUCGAUUCUGGUUUAGAUGUUGAUGCACUUCGUGAUGUAUCGAAGGCCGUAAACGGACUCCUGACCCCAAGAAAAUCUGUUUUGAUGAUCACCCACUAUCUUCGGCUUCUGGAAUAUAUUCAGCCCAACUACAUACAUAUCAUGGAGGAUGGAAAAAUCAUCAAGACAGGAGAUAUAUCUAUCGCGAAACUUCUUGAGAAAGAAGGGUACAAAGCAGUUUCUGCAACAUAGUGCAGCAACAAUUUUGCCAUCUUUGUUUUUACCACAUACAAAGGAGCAUGUAGCGAUAGCACAGGAUGGAGUUUCUUAGGAGGCAGCAUCUGCAGCCAUUUUGCAGGUGUUUUGUAGUACCAUAUAAUACAUUUGUAAUGUAACCUUAUAUACCGAUGUGGUUGUACGACACACCAUGUUCAGUACAGCACAUCUGGAGCAAGCUGCAAGACUACGCAGAAGCUCAGGGGAAGUACAUGUUUGAUCUUGUGUUGAAUAAUCAUCGUGUCUUGUGUUUAGUUUUUAUCUGCGGAGGCUCACAUGUAAACAUAAACUGCCCAUAAUACUUCUGUUGAAGUGUUUAGGUUGUUAUAUGUAAAAACAUGUCUUUCAUAAACAUUCACUACGUAUAUAUGGUGGAAUGAGCAUUCUUCA
Molecule: messenger RNA, 1430 nt
Organism: Daucus carota subsp. sativus
Lineage: Eukaryota; Viridiplantae; Streptophyta; Magnoliopsida; Apiales; Apiaceae
Product: ABC transporter I family member 6, chloroplastic
Exons: 7
Coding region: 69-1016 (315 amino acids)
Molecular function (GO): ATP hydrolysis activity; ATP binding
Source: RefSeq, a predicted model, not a curated record